Molecule: messenger RNA, 624 nt
Organism: Paramecium primaurelia
Lineage: Eukaryota; Ciliophora; Oligohymenophorea; Peniculida; Parameciidae
Source: the annotation of a GenBank genome assembly
AUGUUAGGAAUAUCCUGUAAAAAUUAUAGCAUCUAUUUUUUAGUAUUAAUUUAAUUGACAGAAUACAAAAAAACUAUUUUUAAGGAAUCAAAAUUACCUGAUUUCCCAAAAAUCAAGAAAUUAGGUUUACGAAAUUGCAAGACUUCAUAUAUUGUAGAAAUUUAAUAUUAGUGUAUUUAUAAUUUAUAACCUAAAAGUUUGAAAACCCCAUCAGUAAAGUCUCAUUCAGCACUUUAACCAGUCUCUGGUACAUUGUAUAGUAAUAUUCUUUAAAGAUAGCCAAAAAGUUUAAGUGAGGGCUUAAAUAGGAUUUGGAGAUAUUAAAAGAGCCAAAUAAUAUGUUGCUGUUGGAAUCUUGAUUUCAGUAUUAAUAUGUGCUUUAUGUGGGUAUUUUAAUAUGGAUUUAUUGAUUAUUUACAGCAGAAAGAGGAAAGGAUUAAUAAGCAGAUAAAACAAAAGAAGUAUUGAAACCAUUCCUUGGGUUUUUUUAAUUGUAGAUGGAUUUUAAGGAACUUUAAGUGGAGCAUUAAAAGAAAUGUUAAGUAGAUUUAGUUUAGGUAUGAGAUUAUAACUAUUUUAGUAUUAAAACAUAUUUGCAUAUUUAUAUUGUUAUGUUCCUAUUGA